UAUUUUUGUGGAGUGAUUUUAAGUUAAUUGUUUAUCCUCGGAAUUAUUUUUCCGCGUGUUGAUUAUUCUUGUGAAAAACUUUUUUUUGCAUUGGAGGUAAAAAAUUGUUCCUUUUUACUUCUUCUCUGCAUCUGGGUCCUUUUCUUACUCCGAGUCGUAACAAUGUUUGAAACACCUUUCAUCAGUACCUCUCUUAGCUCUUUAUCCAUCAUCGCACACACUCAUGCACGCCCAGGCAAAAACACAGACAGAGAAAUGCAGAGCAGCUGUAGCUAAAUUUAGCUUCCAUCAGGUCAGGGUGCAAUGAUAACAUCCACACGGGACAAUCUGACUUUGUGUGGUGGCGAAGAAAGUGUCAGAAAAAGGCACAAUGUUUCUUUUUGCUGAGUUCGAGUGCAAGUCUUCAGAGAAAAUAACCCAAACCCACUCUUAUGUGGGUACAAGCACUUUUCUCUGCAGUCGUGCAUCUAUUAAGAAACUGUGAAUAAUAGCCUGUGCGUGUGCAAUAAAACACGAGGGUGUGCACGCUGGUGAGUAUUGCACAGUAGCACACAAACACUCAGUAGCAGGUCAUCAAUCAGGUGGUAAACAUGCUGCAACCCGAUGAAGUGACUUUAUCUCUGCACCAAAAAUAAGCACACGAGCUUAGCAUCCCGAUCCUUGUGACACAUGUCUUGUCAGAAAAAACAACGUUGUGUUUGAUGUUUGAUUGAUCCAGUUUUGUCAGUGUUUCUUUUCCGGUUGCCAUGGUGAUGAGGGCUCAGAUAGGUGCCUUGGCGACGGUGCCCUUGGACUCAGACGGGCAGCUGUAUUUACCAAUGAGUUCAUCUACUGGGAUAGACACUAAACCCUGCCAAGGUGUGUGUGUGUGUGUGAUACUCCCACCCGAGCACAGACCAAAAGGGCAGCUGACAAAAACCAAAGAGCACAUUUAGAGCAUCAGGACAAACAAGACUGGAACUCCUCGCUGUGUUUGUCAGGACUUGGUGUGGUUAACCUCGCCACCCCCCAUUUGGCAUGUGUGCUGCAGCCAACAGGAGCGUUCCGUAGCUGCUCCUGGUUGUCGUUCUUGCAUCUUCGGGAUGGACGGCUACUCCCUCCUCUACAGCUCGACCCACAGAACCGAGAUGCUGGGGCGCUUCCAGCGGCUGCGCUCGGACGGGAAGAUGUGCGACGUGGUGCUCGAAACCGACGGCGCCUCCUUCCCCUGCCACCGGGCUCUCCUGGCGAGCUCCAGCGAUUAUUUCUGGGCGCUCUUCGGUGAGGCCACGGCGGAGAGACUGGCGCGGUCUAUAAGGCUCCCGGCGCUGACGCCCAAAGGUUUAGACGCCAUUUUGGACUUCCUGUACUCGGGCUGGCUCAGGGUGUCACCCGCCACGCUCCCCGACAUUCUGGAGGCGGCGAGGUACCUGCAAGUGGAGACGGCCGUGGCCAUUUGCGAGCGCUACAUCACCGAUGGGCUCAGCGUCGAGAACUGUUGCAGCUAUGCUAACCUAGCUGAGCACCACGCGCUUCCUGAUGUGCUGGAUGACGCCAAUUACACCAUCGCCGCAGAGAUGGCCAAACUGAUGCAGGAAAGAAGAGACGAACUUCUCGGAUUGAACGUCCAAUCGUUGAUGGCGGUGCUGGAUGCCGAUGAAAUCCCUGCAGUCAAGGAAGUGGACCUGGUCAGACUGGCUCUGGAUUGGCUGAAUGACAACGGGCCCCUCCCACCGCUGCAAUCCAACCUCCUGCUAAGUCGUCUCCGCUUCGGAUUGGUGGCUCCUUCUGACCUUGCACACCUUUGCCGCGCCCACAGAGCCAUGGCCACACCUUUGAUAAGAAGCCAGGUGACCCGGGCGCAGGAGUACCACGGAACAGGCUCAGCCGGGCCGAUACGACAGAACAAACAGUCCACACUGAGGGCGAAGCCUGAUCGCGUGCUGCUUGUCGGCGGCGGACCUGGCCCGGAUCGACCGGAGCAACAGGUUCUGACCUUCAAUCUAAAAACCAGGAAGUUUACGUCCCUGACUUCCUGUCUACCACUAAAGCUGAGGAACCACUGCGUGUGUUCCCUGGGGGGCUUCCUCUUCGUGCUCGGCGGGGAAGUGGUCAGCGAGGCGGAUGAGAAGCCGGUCACCGUGGAAACGUCUAAUCAAGUGUGGAGGUACGACCCCCGCUUCGAAUGCUGGCAGAAAGUGGAGCCCAUGCUGCAGAGGCGGGCCAAGUUCGCCUGCUGCGCCAGGGAGGACGCCAUUUAUGCCAUGGGAGGACAAAACGCGGAUUCCAACGUCACGGCCGCGCUGGCCUCUGUCGAGUUCUAUGACAUGGCAGCGGGGGCGUGGAGGAGAUGCGCGCCCAUGCCCGGCCCGCUCCACGGCCAUGCUUGUGCCGUGCUGGACCACGACAUCUACGUGUCAGGUGGUCUCUCAGGCAACGGCAUCAUGAUCCCGGGCCAGAGCCAAAGCAGCAAGGAGGUUCUAUGCUGGGACGGCAUGGGAGGAACCUGGAAGAAGAGGGCUCCCAUGUCCAUUGGCAGGUUCAGCCACCGCCUGGCGACCGCCCAAGGUUACAUCUACGCCCUUCUGGGGAUGUACGAGCCCUUCUGUGAGAUCGAGCGCUACGACCCGCGAGAGGACCACUGGACGCGCCUCAGGCCGCUACUUGCCGCGACCUUCAACUACGGGAUGGCGGCGACGCCAAGCGGGAGCCUGGUGGUGUUCGGUGGGACGAAAUGGAGCAACGCGCGGGAGGUAGCGGUAAAGAACGUGCUGGAGUACGACCCCAAGAAUGACCAGUGGAGGGAAAUUGCUCAGCUGCCAAGACCCCUCACGGGAACGGAGUGCACCAUACUGCCGAUGCCCGACUAAAAUGCACAAUGUCCAAAUUCGGAUCAAAUUCUGCAGACUGCAUUUAAUGGCAAUUUGGUCAACGACACAACUAUUUGGUUUUAGCUCGUCGAGCUACGCUAAUUAUGCCACAGUUCUAACGUUUAGGACACAGAUCUGAAACUCAGUAAUGAGCCAAUGAUGCAAAAGACGUUGAAUUGUUAGCAUUCCCUAUCUUCCUCUUCCUUCUUUGUUCAACAUGUGCACUAUCGCCCCCUGAAGAACUGCUGUGGGCUAACACCGAUUUACAGUUUGAACGCUUCAUUGGGUAGUUUUGGUUUCCCUCUUGCAGCUGACUCAAGUCUCUCAAAUUGCACGAUGUAUCCUCAGCUAGAAGGAGUGCUAUACUUUUUUUGGAACUUUGCCCAUCAUCCACAAUCCUUAUGAGAGUCGAGAACACACACAAUAUUCCCUUUCUAUGCAUUUUAAAUAGUAAACAACUGUUAUUAAAGGCCUACUGAAACCCACUACUACCGACCACGCAGUCUGAUAGUUUAUAUAUCAAUGAUGAAAUAUUAACAUUGCAACACAUGCCAAUACGGCCUUUUUAGUUUACUAAAUUGCAAUUUUAAAUCGUCGUGUUGAAAACGUCGAGGUAUGAUGACCCGUAUGAUGACGCGUGCGUUUGACGUCUCGGGUUGUAGCGGACAUUAUUUUCCAGCCCGAUCCAGGCUAUAAGUAGUCUGCUUCAAUCGCAUAAUUAAACAUUAUUCUGGACAUCUGUGUUGCUGAAUAUUUUGCAAUUUGUUCAGUUAAUAAUGGAGAAGUCAAAGUAGAAAGAUGGAGGUGGGAAGCUUUUAGCCUUUAGCCACAUAAACACACGGUUUAAAAUUCCCGGAGGUGAAGCUUUACUAUGGAUCAGAGCGGUCAAACGAACAUGGAUCCCGACUACAUGUCAACCGGCAGUUUUCGGUGAGAAAAUUGUGGUAAUAAUCGGCUCUUACUGGAGAUCAGCAGAGCAUCUGUCCUGCUGCAUCUUCGCUACUUUCCUCAGAGACUCUGGCGUCAACACACCCGUGGCCACGCCCCUCCGACUUUAAGGUACUAUUUAACUCACUGAAACACUAGCAACACAAUAGGCAGAUAAGGGACUUCCCAGAAUUAUCCUAGUAGAUGUGUCUAAAAACAUCUGAAUCGCUCAGAAUCACAAUCAGCUUUUUUUUUUCUUUCUGGUCCUUCACUCUAAAUUUCUCCAUCAUGUUUUAAUAGUGUUUUAGUGAGAUUGUAAAGUCAUACCUGAAAGUCGGAUGGCUGCAGUAAACGCCAGUGUCCCUCAGAGAAGCCAAUGGAGGAGCCAAGAUCACAACUGCCUUUUUGACAGCUGCAGGAGGAAGUCGCGUAAUCCACUGAAGUCUCCGGUAAGAGCUGACUUAAUAUCACAAUUUUCCCAUCCGAAAACUUGCUGGUUGACGUACAGAAACAUGUUCGCUUGACCGCUCUGUGUUAAAGCCUCACAACAAAGAAACACCGGAUGUGUUUCGGUGCUAAAGGCAGCUGCAAUCCACCGCUUUCCACCAACAGUACUCUUCUUUAUAGUCUCCAUUAUUAAUUGAACAAAUUGCAAAAAGAUUCAGCAACACAGAUGUCCAAAAUACUGUGUAAUUAUGCGAUGAAAAGAGACGACUUUUAGCCGUGUGUGGUGCUGGGCUAAUAUGUCCGCUACAACCCGAGACGUCACAAACACACGUCAUCAUACGCGUCAUCAUUCCAUGACGUUUUCAACAAGAAACUCCUCGGGAAAUUUAAAAUUGUAAUUUAGUAAACUAAACUGGCCGUAUUGGCAUCUGUUGCAAUGUUAAGAUUUCAUCAUUGAUGUAUAAACUAUCAGACUGCGUGGUCGGUAGUAGUGGGUUUCAGUAGGCCUCUAAGGGGUGGCUAACAAAGCAGGCUCUGAUUGAUUGAUUGAAACUUUUAUUAGUAGAUUGCACAGUACAGUACAUAUUCUGCACAAUUGACCACUAAAUGGUAACACUCAAAUAAGUUUUUCAACUUGUUUAAGUCGUGGUCCUCGUUAAUCAAUUCAUGGUAAAAGGCAAUAGGGAUACCGUGUAUUCAACUUUUAAAGCCCAUCAAAAAACCUCCAACAAAGUUGUAUACAGUAUACAUGAAAAUAUUUAAGUUAUAUAGUAAUAGGCACAUGUAUUUAUACAUACAGUAUUUUGGUCAUUUUAAGCAUUACAAUGAAUUCUGUCCAAGGCGCAUUUAUUUCACAGAGUGCAUAGCAAUGUUAGCAUUCGUUGCUAUGCACUGUAUCAUGUAGUUUCAAAUAGGAACAUAUAACAGUGACUUCCGCUUUCAUUGGGAUGCCAAUUGAUGGGAUGGUUGUAUCUUUCAGCACUUGUGCUGUCCUUGAGCUUGAACAUUCAAUUAAUCCUCACUCCUCAGAUAAAAAAAAUGUUUGAAGUUGAGAGACAUAGUAUCGAGUUGGUAGAGAUUGGAUUUUCACAAAACGUUUACUAUACAUGUGAAACGUAUGAUUUAUAACCUAGCAUUAACAUUUUUUCUAACUCAAAAGUAAUACAGCAGCAGAAGAAGAAUUAGCUCCUUCUUCGCAGCCAACGUUAUUAGCAGCUCAAGCUAACUAGUAUAUAGUAGCUGGCUACUUGCUAUUGUGGUCGAAGGAGCAUUGUGCACAAGGCGAUGUGUCACUAUGCCAGAAAAGUAGUUCCUUGGUGUUAGCUCUUACAGCAGGGGUCGGGAACCUUUUUGGCUGAGUGAGCCAAGAAAGCCAAAUAUUUUAAAAUGUAUUUCUGUAAGAGCCAUAUAAUAUUUUUAUUAACACUGAACACAAAUAAACGCAUGCGUUUUUAAGUAAGACCAACAGGUCUCUUAUUCUUUGUAAUAACAUUGUUAUACUGAAGCUAACUGUGGAGGGGGGGGCGUAGCCUGCAGGCCUGCAGCGAAGCGGGGUGUUGCCAGGAUCGGCCUCGAAAUCAGCGACACGUGCGUAGACGGCCCACCUGUGCCUUGUAAUCUAAUCACCUGUCGCUCUGUUAUAAGCAGCAGCCAGGAGGAAAGACAGGGUUGGGGCUGGAGCCAGAGCGUGAGCGAGAAUUAAAGAGAAAAAGACAAUUGCUGUAAAGCAACUGAGAGACUAUUGAAAAAUAAAACAAUAUUGUAACCCUGAAACAGGCUCUCAUGUCGUUGCUUGGUGGUCUGAAGAACCCCCAGGAGGGCAAGCCCCACACUAACCAAUAAUAAAUAAAUAACUUCUUACCAUUAACGCAACUUCUUGAACAGGUGCGGUAGAAAACGGAUGGAUGGAUUAAAAAUGCAUGAGAAUGUUUUAUAUUUUGAACGUUAUUUUUAACACUGUGAUUACAGGUGGAAUUAUUCAUUACUUAUCGUGUUAAGCAAUGUUGGCUCAGAUUUAUCCGAGAGCCAGAUGCAGUCAUCAAAAGAGCCACAUCUGGCUCGCGAGCCUUAGGUUCCCUACCCCUGUCUUACAGUAACAAUGUAGCUGAUGCUUGGUCAAUAUGCAUGUGACAGCAUUUAAAUGGAGCCUUGUUGGUACUUUUGGAUGUUUUUUUUAGAGCGCUUUAUCAAUCAAUGUUUAUUUAUAUAGCCCUAAAUCACAGAGUAGAUUAAUCACAUUACCUGCAUUGUUAGCCGCCUCAAAUUACCAUUUUCCCCAAAAUUUAGAACGCACUGAAAUGAGAAAGACAUGUGUGUUCUUGUCUCACAGAGGGAUUGUGGAUGAUGCACAAAUAAAUAAAUAAAAAUGCUGUUCUCUUAAGAAAGAAGGCCGUGCAGAGAGCUCUUUAAGGACAAGGUGAGGAGGUUCAGCGGGAUUGCGGGCGAUACCGUCACAGAUAAGCCGGGUUGUCAAGCAGAGGAGAAAGGUCAGAAAGGUCAAGAAGAUACGCCAGCUGAAUAUUUUGGUGAUUAAGUAGCGGUUAUCGAUUAAACGUCAGCAUGGAA
Messenger RNA from Nerophis ophidion (straightnose pipefish), 6788 nucleotides. RefSeq names its product kelch-like protein 34. The transcript has a single exon. The record is from RefSeq and is a predicted model, not a curated record. NCBI's taxonomy places the organism in Eukaryota, Metazoa, Chordata, Actinopteri, Syngnathiformes, Syngnathidae. The coding region runs from base 1083 to 2849 and encodes 588 amino acids. Gene Ontology annotation, molecular function: protein binding.